CCAGACACCUACGUGACCUACCUAGAUUUCAAAGCAUUCGAUGAUUUUUGACAGAGUUAAUACUUUCAAGUUUUUCAACGUGAUGCGUCAGCGCAAAGCAGGUUCAAGUUCAAUGGUGGAAUACAAGUACUAGCAGUGGCGUAGCGCUCGUUUCCUUCUGUUAUCUAAGGCAAUCGGUUAUACACGGAAGCAGUAGUCAUGGCUGAAGCCCACGAAGAGGAGCUUUUUGAUGUUCUUACCAAAACGGGUGAAAAGACGGGCAUUCGGAAACCCAGGGGAGAUGUUCAUAGAGAUGGGGAUUAUCAUCGAGCGGUUCAUGUGUGGAUUUUUUCUGAGAGUACUCAAGAGCUGCUUCUGCAGUGCCGUGCUGACUGCAAGGAUUCUUGGCCUGGAUUGUGGGAUAUCUCCAGUGCUGGUCAUAUAUCUGCUGGUGAUUCAUCCCUUAUAACAGCCAGGAGGGAGCUUCAUGAGGAGCUAGGUUUAGCUUUGCCAAUGGAUGCAUUUGAAUUUAUUUUCGUCUUUCUUCAAGAAUGUGUUAUAAAUGAUGGGAAAUUUGUUAACAAUGAAUUCAAUGAUGUAUAUCUAGUGACAACUCUAUCUCCAAUUCCCAUGGAGGCCUUCACUCUUCAGGACACAGAAGUUUCUGCAGUUAAAUACAUUUCUUGGGUGGAAUAUAAAAGCUUACUAACAAAAGAAGAUCCUGAAUAUGUCCCUUAUGAUGUGAGUGGGCAAUAUGGCCAACUGUUUGAUAUAAUUGAAAAAAGGUAUAAGGAGAACACAGAGGCACGCAGUCUGAUCCUUCAAAAACAACUUCGCCGUUAUGCACCAAUUUAUCUUGAUACUGAGUUGAAUGGGCUAACGGAAGCAGACAAGGAAGCUCUUGUUUUACUUAUUAAAGCUGCAAAAGUGAUAGAUGACAUCUUUUAUUUGCAGGUUUGGUACAGCAAUCCUACAUUAAGGGAUUGGUUAAAGCAACGUUGUGAUAUAUCUGACUUGGAUAAGUUAAAAUGGAUGUAUUAUGUGAUUAACAAGAGUCCAUGGUCGUGCCUUGAUGAAAACAAAGCCUUUUUGACAACGGCAGAUUCAGCUAUUAGGUUGCUUCCUGAAUCCGCCAAGCCUAUACCUGGGUGGAAGGGACUUGAAUAUAGAGCUGCAUUUCCCAUGCAGAAACCCCCUGGUGCAAAUUUCUACCCACCAGACAUGGACAAAAUGGAAUUUGAAUUAUGGAAGAGCAAUUUGUCGGAGGAACAACAAGAAGUUGCAACCGGAUUUUUUAAUGUUAUUAGAAGACAUAGUGAAUCCAAUUUGGAUUCUUCUUCUCUCUAUGGUACAUUUGGCAGCACUAAUCAAGUUAAGGUCCCCAUCCAUGAUCUUUUCAUUGUUCCCUUCUCUCAUGAAUAUAAGCCUUUUCUAGUAAAAGCUUCUGAAUUGCUGACUAAAGCAGGGGACAUUACCGAUUGUGCAAGUUUAAAGAGGCUGCUGAAAGCAAGAGCUGAUGCUUUUCUUUCAAAUGACUAUUAUGAGUCUGACAUAGCUUGGAUGGAAUUGGACUCUAAACUGGACAUUACUAUUGGUCCAUAUGAAACAUACGAGGACACUCUUUUCGGAUACAAGGCUACUUUUGAAGCAUUUAUUGGAAUACGAGAUGACAAGGCAACCUCUCAAGUUAAACUCUUUGGUGAUCACUUGCAGAUGUUGGAGCAAAAUCUUCCAUUGGAUGACAUAUACAAAUCAAAAGAAGUCGCUGCUGCACCUAUUCGUGUGAUUCAACUUGUUUACAACGCAGGGGAUGUGAAGGGCCCACAGACUGUUGCUUUUAAUUUGCCAAAUGAUGAGCGCAUAGUCAAAGACCGUGGAACAUCAAUGGUUAUGCUCAAGAAUAUUUCAGAGGCAAAGUUCAAGCAUAUUCUUCAACCUAUAGCUGGUGUUUGUGUUAUAGAGGAACAGAGGAAACAUGUUAAUUUUGAAUCUUUCUUCACCCAUACAAUUUGCCACGAGUGUUGCCAUGGCAUUGGACCUCAUACAAUAGUACUCCCAAAUGGACAAGAGUCAACAGUGAGAUUGGAACUUCAAGAACUCCACUCAGCUCUGGAAGAAGCAAAAGCAGAUAUUGUGGGACUUUGGGCACUUAAAUUUUUUGUAAAUCAGGGAUUGCUUCCAAAAAAUUUGAUAAAGUCUAUGCAUGUUUCUUUCCUUGCGGGAUGCUUUCGGUCAAUACGCUUUGGCUUAGAAGAAGCUCAUGGGAAAGGACAAGCUCUACAGUUUAACUGGUUAUUUGAGAAAGGAGCUUUUGUUUUGCACUUUGAUGGAACAUUUUCAGUUGAUUUCAGCAAGGUUGAUGGAGCCGUUGAAAGUUUGAGCAGGGAGAUUCUAACAAUACAGGCAAAAGGUGACAAAACUGCUGCAAGGUCACUUCUCCAGAAAUAUGGUAUAAUGACAAAACCAUUGCAACUCGCAAUGGAAAAAUUAGAAAAGAUUGAGGUACCAGUGGAUGUAGCUCCCGUAUUUUGCACUGCUGACAAAAUACUGGAGGAAAAACGUUAGAAAUGUGAUAAUGCACUUUUACUCCACUUUUAUGGAGUAAGUUUUUUGUAGUGCGAAUCCAAAUUGAUCUCAAUAAAAUGUAAUUGAUUGUAUUAAGGACACGGACGCAAUAAAGGAUGUAGUAUGGUUUAUUGUUUAUGGUUAGUUAAGAUUUGAUAUAAUUACCUACUUUAUAACCAAAUUUAUCAAAUGUAGUUAUCAGUUAGGUUAA
Molecule: messenger RNA, 2755 nt
Organism: Nelumbo nucifera (sacred lotus)
Lineage: Eukaryota; Viridiplantae; Streptophyta; Magnoliopsida; Proteales; Nelumbonaceae
Gene: NUDT3
Product: nudix hydrolase homolog 3
Cellular component (GO): cytoplasm
Molecular function (GO): dipeptidyl-peptidase activity
Source: RefSeq, a predicted model, not a curated record